AUGGCUACAAUCAAUAUCUACUGCUUCGUCGUUUUCAUUCUUCUCAGCAUAACAGUUCAAAUCAAUUCUCAAAUAUGUGAGAAAACACCUCAGUAUGGGGAAUGUUCCACAAACAGUGCAUGUAGGUGUUUUCAUAUGAUGGGUGCUGAUGAUAAUACAGGCAUUUGUGGUUUCCUGUGGCCAACAUGCUCUCGUCUUUUACGGUGCAAUUCCUCAGACAAUUCAUGUCUUCAAUCGAACACAAUCUGCGUUCAGCACCCUCAAUGCGAUGAUCUUCCACUUUGCUAUCCAGCUACAAUGAUUGAUCAAAACAUGUGUCCACCAAUGAAAAAUAAGAUCAACCUCAAAUGGAAACAAAAUGCCAUCACUGUGGCUGGUGGAAAUGGACAAAGACAACAAUUAAAUCAACUAUAUUUCCCUCAAGGAAUCUUUAUUGAUGAAAGGAAAAAUAUUAUCAUUGCUGAUACUAGUAAUCAUCGUAUUGUUGAAUGGAAAUACAAUGCAAAAGAAGGACAAGUCAUUGCAGGAGGAAAUGGGAUGGGAAAUCAAAUGGAUCAAUUGUUUCAUCCAACAGAUGUGAUUUUUGAUGAACAAAAUCAUUCGAUCAUCAUUGCUGAUUUUUUGAACAGACGAGUGGUUCAAUGGGUAAAUCAAAAGCAACAAAUUCUUAUUGACAAUAUUCACUGUCGUAGCUUGGAAAUGGAUAAAUAUGGAUUCCUUUAUGUUUCAGAUUAUGAGAAGAAUGAAGUGAGACGAUGGAAAAUGGGUGAAUACAAUGAAGGAAUUGUAGUGGCAGGUGGAAAUGGCAGAGGAGAUCAGCUCAAUCAACUCAAUUAUCCUACUUUCAUCUUUGUUGAUGAAGAUCAAUCUAUUUAUGUAACAGAUGCAGGUAAUCAUCGUGUGCUGAAAUGGAGAAAAGAUGCAAAAGAAGGAGUUGUUGUUGCUGGAGGAAAUGGUGAAGGAGGAAAUCGCAAUCAAUUGUCUGCACCUCAAGGUGUAAUUGUGGAUGAUUUGGGUCAAAUCUAUGUGGCUGAUAGUGAGAAUCAUCGAGUGAUGCGUUGGUGUGAGGGAAAAAAAGAAGGUGAAAUUGUUGUUGGUGGAAAUGGGAUAGGAGGUGAAUCAAAUCAAUUAUCUAGUCCCGCUGGUUUAUCUUUUGACGAUAAAGGAAAUCUGUAUGUUGUUGAUGUAUCGAAUCAUCGAAUUCAAAAAUUUGAAAUAAUCUUGUGA
Molecule: messenger RNA, 1227 nt
Organism: Adineta steineri
Lineage: Eukaryota; Metazoa; Rotifera; Eurotatoria; Adinetida; Adinetidae
Source: the annotation of a GenBank genome assembly